CCACAACAUGCGGGCCCCUUAAAUUCUUCCCGAUGCAAGGGUCUCAACAUUUUUGGAGCGCGUCCACCCGAUCAACCACGACACGGUCUCGUCCGUUUUAAAAGCCAGUCUUUACCCCCACGACGAAUUGCCGGACUUGGUUACUUACAACCAUUACGACAUCAUGGCGGCCAAUUUUGACGUCCAAGAGACCUUGGACAGGGCUCUAGACCUCUGGAACUCGGUCCCCCAGGUCGGCCAGUGGGCCUUGGCCGGCCUCGGUGCUCUCUACAUCGCUCAACCAGUGUUGUCGUUUGUCCAGUUGCUCCUGAACUGCUUCAUCCUCAGCGGCACCAACCUCCGCAAAUAUGGCAAGAAGGGAACCUGGGCUGUCGUCACGGGCGCAUCUGAUGGCCUCGGCAAGGAGUUCGCUUCGCAGUUGGCUGCUAAGGGCUUCAACCUCGUCCUCGUUUCUCGCACCCAAUCCAAACUCGACACUCUUGCGCGCGAAUUGACAUUGAAAUGGUCUGGACUGGAAACCAAGACACUUUCGAUGGACUACUCCCAGGAUAACGAUGCCGACUACGAACGCCUGGCCGAGCUGCUCAAGGGCUUGGAUGUUGGCAUCCUGAUCAACAACGUUGGACGGUCGCACAGCAUCCCGGUUUCAUUCCUCGAGACCGCCCGCGAAGAGCUCCAGGACAUUAUCACCAUCAACUGCCUGGGCACCCUCAAGACCACUCAGGUUGUUGCGCCUAUCCUGGCGAAGCGCAAGAGGGGCCUUAUUCUUACCAUGGGCUCGUUCGCCGGUGUCAUGCCAACCCCGUACCUCGCAACCUACAGCGGCAGCAAGGCGUUCCUGCAGCAUUGGAGCAGCUCGCUGGCCUCGGAGCUUAAGCCGCAGGGCGUCGACGUUCAGCUUGUUGUCAGCUACCUGGUUACGACUGCCAUGAGCAAGAUCCGACGCACCAGCCUUCUGAUCCCGAACCCCAAGCAGUUUGUCCGCUCGGCGCUGGGCAAGAUUGGCAUGACCGGGAACGAAAUGUUCCCCAACACUUACACGCCGUGGUGGAGCCAUGCUGCCUUCAAGUGGCUGAUCGAGAGCACAGUGGGUGCAACCAGCGGCGUGACCAUCUGGUUCAACCGGAAGAUGCACGUUGAUAUCCGCACUCGGGCGCUGCGGAAGGCUGAAAGGCAGGCCAAGAAGCAGUGAGGUCGGGUUGGUUGAUAUGAUAAUGAGGUUUCACACAAGCUUCGGUGCCCCAGAGUUUCCAGGUUCCGGUGAAUGCAUCAGGCAGUCAAAUCGCUAGAACGGCUUUCCAUCUAGCUUCGGAAAUUCCAAGUCGUAAAUAAUUAUACUGUGUACACAGUAAUACAGUAAUAAACUUCAAUUUGAGGAGAUCAGACGGUCAUGGAAAGUAAUCGGAUGUGCCUGUGCAAUCGUCCCCAAAACUGACCGCCCGAAGUGCCUCUG
Chaetomium fimeti is the source of this 1453-nucleotide messenger RNA. RefSeq lists its product as uncharacterized. Gene Ontology annotation, molecular function: ketoreductase activity. The transcript has 2 exons. Bases 164 to 1192 code for a protein of 342 amino acids. Gene Ontology annotation, biological process: fatty acid elongation. Gene Ontology annotation, cellular component: endoplasmic reticulum. NCBI's taxonomy places the organism in Eukaryota, Fungi, Ascomycota, Sordariomycetes, Sordariales, Chaetomiaceae. The record is from RefSeq and is a predicted model, not a curated record.